Toxotes jaculatrix (banded archerfish) is the source of this 2332-nucleotide messenger RNA. Its product is annotated as cyclic AMP-responsive element-binding protein 1. The transcript has 8 exons. Gene Ontology annotation, molecular function: cAMP response element binding; DNA-binding transcription factor activity, RNA polymerase II-specific; protein binding. Gene Ontology annotation, biological process: regulation of transcription by RNA polymerase II. The coding region runs from base 178 to 1134 and encodes 318 amino acids. Lineage: Eukaryota; Metazoa; Chordata; Actinopteri; Toxotidae. Gene Ontology annotation, cellular component: nucleus; ATF4-CREB1 transcription factor complex. The record is from RefSeq and is a predicted model, not a curated record.
GGAUACGCAUCCGAUGUUUGCUAAACAGAUAGAUGGCUGCCCAGAGAAGUUAUUUGCUCCUAUUAUCCGCUCAAAGCCAACAAAGAGAUCAUGGCGGCGGUGUUGCAGAGGCUCACAAAAUGAGUCAGUCUCUGCAAGGCUCGCUGGCUCGCAACACAGCUGAGACAUAGAUUUUAAAUGACCAUGGAGGCUGGUGCAGACACACAGCAGAGUGGUGAAACAGCUGUCUCAGAGUCUGAGGCCCAGCAGAUCACCUUGGCCCAGGCGUCCAUCGCUGCCGGCCAGGUGUCGUCCAGUAGUCCCACAGUCACCCUUGUGCAGUUACCCAACGGUCAGACAGUUCAAGUGCACGGGGUGAUCCAGGCUGCACAGCCGUCUGUCAUCCAGUCACCACAAGUCCAGACAGUACAGAUUUCGACUGUUGCUGAGAGUGAGGACUCGCAGGAGUCUGUUGACAGCGUGACAGAUUCUCAGAAGAGGAGAGAGAUCCUGUCCAGACGACCAUCUUACAGGAAGAUUCUGAAUGACUUAUCAUCAGAUGCUCCAGCGGUGCCUCGAAUUGAGGAAGAGAAGUCAGAAGAUGACUCAGCCCCUGCCAUCACCACCGUCACCAUGCCCACUCCCAUCUAUCAAACCAGCAGUGGCCAGUAUAUCGCCAUUACCCAGGGUGGGGCCAUCCAGCUGGCCAAUAAUGGCACAGAUGGAGUGCAGGGUCUGCAGACACUGACCAUGGCCAACGCUGCUGCAGCCCAGCCUGGUGCCACCAUCCUGCAGUAUGCUCAGACCAGUGACGGGCAGCAGAUUCUUGUGCCCAGCAACCAAGUGGUUGUACAAGCUGCCUCUGGUGAUGUCCAGGCCUAUCAGAUCCGCACAGCCCCCACCAGCACCAUCACUCCUGGGGUGGUCAUGGCAACUUCGCCUGCACUGGGAACAGCAGGAGCCACAGAGGAAGUCACGCGCAAAAGGGAGGUUCGACUUAUGAAAAACAGAGAGGCAGCCCGCGAAUGUCGCAGAAAGAAGAAGGAGUAUGUCAAGUGUCUGGAGAACCGCGUGGCUGUGCUGGAGAACCAGAACAAAACCCUCAUCGAGGAACUCAAAGCACUCAAAGACUUGUACUGCCACAAAUCCGAGUAGAAAUGCCACCAAACUUCUGCCAGUGGCUCAACAGGUGCCCAUCUGUCCCCAUGUAUAGAGACUCAGCACAGAGCCAUGCAUCUGGAUGCUACUCCCCUUUUUCUACUCUUUUGCUUUCUUUUUAAAGACUGCUGAAAAUCUGUAAAAUGACUCACAAGGAAUAGAAUAAAAACACACCCCCUUCCACUUCACCGAUUUUAAAUCCAAAUUCUGUUCCCAUCGGUUUCCCACAGAAGGGUGCAGCAAUGUCAAAAACGGAUGUGGUGGAGACGACAACUAUACAGGGUCCUUGUGGUGAAGUGGUAGAACAGACAAUGAAGCUGUUUUUGUUUUGCGCCACCAAAGGGAAGCAUUCCAGUCACUGGUGCCUGGACAAACUGGGCAACAUCACCAGCAACGGGGAACUGCUCCAAUGCCAUCACCGCUAACGACUUUUUACAGUUUAAUCUCCCCGAGACACUUGGAUCAUCUUGAGAGGUCACCUUUGUGUGCAACGUUUGUAAUUGUAACUGAGCUGUUGCGUUUAACUUCUGUUACUUACUAAUACUUUGAACUGUAGAUGGACUGUGUCAUGGAUAUUUUAUCUUUGAGCCGUGUUUUGGUUUAUGUAUUAGAUUAUCUGCUCUGAUAACGUCAUUGGUAUUUUGUUAACUUUUAUUUACCUUGCCUUGACACGACAUGAACAGAAGAGCUUACCAUUAAGCCAGGUUAUAAAAUUGUGUACAUGUUAAUUGCAGCUUUAAAAAUACACAAUGAAGAGACUAGAACGUGGACAGUAGUGAAUUCGGAAACCAUGGGAGUCAAAAUAUUAAGACACCCUUGUCUUUUUAGCUUCUUUUAGCUUUAAAGACACAGUAAUCGGGAAAAAAUACACAAGUGGAGCAUGAUUACAGACCUCUUCAAAAGUUUAGGGGUCUGUGGCGCAUGUUCCCAGUAAUAUUACUGAGGCUCAUUAAUGUAGGUUUUUACCUAACUUCACAAAAACAUGCCCAGAGUUACAAAAAGGAGCAGAUUAGUUUGAUGACUGUGCAGUUAACAAUGUUCUGUUAUGGACUAAUAUGCCUUCAGUAAUUGAACAAAUGGGAAUAUAAUGGAAAUGAGCUGUUGCCCGUGCACCAGAGUAUAUAAUGUAAACAACAGAAGGUUAACCCACAGUGUUUGGGCUAAAAGUAAAAGAGAACUUUUUUUUUCGCCCGUA